AUGGCUUCCUAUAAGUCACAAAGCAAUCUUCCCAGAAGAGUCGAGCAGCCGUCACCAUACGCCCACCGCGCGGGAACGAGCCGAUUGCCACAGAAGUCUGUCGCACCCACCCCGAGCUUAGCUUCCCAAUUACCCGCUCCGGGCCAUUCAAAGCUGCAAAAGAAGCAAACCACCGGAGAUGCUCCAGUGUUUGCGAGCAGAAUUGUCAUCGGCCGAGGGGUUCCCAUGGUGAAGCCAGCUGGAGCUACCAGAGGUCGCCAAGGGAGCACUCCUACCGUACAUACCCCUUCGGUGCCAUCGCACGUCCGCAUUGCUGAUACCCUAUCUCAGGUCUCCUCUUCUCGCCUACCGAAAUCCGAAUUAUUGGCGUCCACUCGCACACCGUCGCUCGCAACAGGCUCGUCGACCUCAACCAUCGGGAGCCCUCGAUCGAAUGUCCUCAGAAGAAAGCCCUCAAGCAUCGGCAUCGCAAAGGCCAAUCAACCCUCCCAACGUAGAGUUAACUCAAUGUCUUCUCAAGAGGAAGGGCAGUCCUCAAACGCCUUACCUGGUGUCUUCAAGGACCCUUUCUCAGAGACCGUCCUGGGCAUCUCGCUGCCCGCAACUUCUUCAAUUUUGACGCGCUCAGAUCCCCAGGUAGAGAUACAGGGGGAUACUUCCCAUGAAUAUGAGAUUGGCCCAACGGAAAUCCUAACCCUACCAACUCCGCAAUAUGCUUUGUCCACAACACCCUCGACGCGAUAUUCCGAGUCUCCAGGUCCCUUCAGCGUAUCCUCCACUCCCACUUCGAUGUCGUCUUACUCCCCUGGCGUGGUUUUAUCAAGCAAAACACGGGUUAGACAGGCGAGCCCUCUGCAGGGCCGGCCCCCCCUUGCAAGACAGAACACCCCAGAUGAUUCAAGAAUCCGGCCGCAGCGUGGAUUGUCGUCAGUUCGUGAAUCGUCGACCUCGUCAUCUUCCACCUCCACUGUCGUCGCUGACGGGCCCAGAUCAAAAGAUGCACAAGUUAGCCAGCGCUUAGCCCCUCCACCGCCUAGUCCCCAGUCUAAAAUCGGGUCUCAGCGGCAGGUACCCCCCGAGCUCGCCCAUCUUGCAGAUAAUCGGCCUGUACCUGCGACUGGAGCUCGAAGACCAAUACGACCAAGCCGAAACGGCACGGCUGAAAUAGUUGGAUUGCGCGAACCGUCUCCCAUCAUCCAAAGUAAUAUGGCCAGCUUCCCAUCCUCUCAUCGACGAACGAGCUCUACCGACUCCAAAAUGGCAGGGACCAUGUCAAGCAGAGCACGAUUUGGGUUACCGUCGAAGUCUUCUUCCCGUAACCCGUCUCCAAGUCUUAGUGUUGCAUCCCCACCCCUUCCUGGCUCUCGUGUACCCACCCGUGAGCCCACUCCAGACGUGUAUAGUGACGUGGAUACCCAGCGACAGCAAACUCUCCCUCCAUCUCAAACCACAGCCCCCAGCCCAGAGAAGACGUCUCGCUUUGGGUUCUUUCGGCGCAAGACGGAGCCUCCUCCGACGAACAAGCCAGAGAAGAAGUUGCACAGGCGUGGACCAGCCGCCGGUACUGGUCAUGAAGGGUAUGGUAGAUACGCUUUGAGGGGUCGCAGCGGAAGCUCGAUGAGCAGCAUUGGAAGGUCAACCAGUGCAGGUACGACCACUGAAAGCUUACAUCGAACACCAUCAAGCCGCAAGAGUAGUUUCACAAGUACAGCGAGUACCGAUGUUGAUGACUUCUUUCUCGAACGUCUGGCGCCAGUCACUAUUCGAGGAACGGGAAAUAGCACGGAGGUCCUUGCGAGUCCUGAUUCAAUACGCGGCUCCACCAGUCUUGAGAUUUCUCAUAGUGUUGGGGAUGGCACACAACGACCACGUAACACUCCAGGGGUGAACUUAGAACAGAAGAAGCCUACGCUGCUACCCUCUGCUAUGUCAGAGCCGGUACGUGGGGCUUCGCCGCUGAAGAGGAUGCCACUGGGUCCACGAAGACCAUCGGAGAGCGACGAUGAUACGAAACGGUCUUUCCUACCGUCCCUGACAACGCGAAGGGCAUCCCGGGCUUCUAAAAUCAUGGAUGGAGGUCCUCUUUCCAAAGUGGUUUCGUCCGGUAGCGUUACCGACAAGGGUUCGAAGAGCAAGUCAAGCAAAACCAAAGCAGAAAAGGCAACCUCAAAGGCUUCGAGGAAGUGGAACUUCUUCCAGAGGGCGCAAGCUACUUCAAAGGCUGAUCCGCGCCCUGUGGAACCUGCUCCCGUCAGCGGAGCACAUCCAUCAAAAUCCGUGGCUCAUUAUGCGUUGAUUGAUGCACCCACGGGUAUCGAUAUGGAAGACAUCGAGCGCAUCAUGCAGGAGGCCGACAAUGCUUCGGAUGACGUGCCUACGCCUCAAGAACCUCUUAACGAUCAUCUCUCAGUACCAGUCGCGGAGCCGAAGGCGAGAUUGCAGUCCAUGCUACUUCCGCCAAAACCCAUAUUUCCUUCACAUCUUGCAACAACCAACCGGCCGUCGUCACCAAAGGUCUAUCUCCGUCGGGAAAUGUCGCCUAAGCCAUCACAGCCCUCCUUGACGGUAGUCACGGACGCCGAGACCGUAGCUAUUCCUCCCCCGCCCCUUUCGCAUGGCGAGUUGACACCACUGACCGAUCUCUCACCUCCCUCAUCCCCUUUCAGACCCUUGUCCCCAGUAGAACCGUCGGAGCCGCCAGUAGCUGCGCCAUCCAGCUCCGAGUUUGUAUUGCCAGACACCUUCCCGCCACCUGGUCCACCCCCUGCUACACUUCCGCCUCGCCCGAGCCGCCUCGCACAAGUGGGUCGAAUUCCUCAAGUGGUGUCCAGACGCCAAGACGAGCAUCGUCCUCUAUCACGGUCUUUUUCGCGUCCUUUCAUCAACGGUUCGCCUCAUCAACACGUCCCCAGGACUUCCUUCGAUACAGCUUCUCCAUUGUCAGUCACCGCCGGUCCUGUUGAGCCCUAUCCUGUCCUUCACGGACUCGAUCCUCUCUCUCACGGGCUAGCCAUCGCUACCCUCAGCCCGAGCGCUGAGGCCUCCAAUCGGCAGAGUGAGUUCUUCAAGUUUCCGCCCCGGAAGGACUCCGAGGUGUCCUAUUCAAGCAGCUCUGGUGCUUGGAGUUUCCUGCCCCCAUCCGGUACCGCUGUGGUUCCUGCUACGGGUGCACCGCAGUCGGAAGAUGAGAUUUGGCGUGAGUACGACGACUUGAUAGAUGAAGUGCUGUCACCUCUGGAGGUAGGGGCUGGUGCGGGAGACAAGGAGACGUUCAGUCGACAUCCGUCCUUGGAGCCCUUGCCAUUGAAGACUAGGGAUCCACUUCUCUCCGCCCAUCCGGAGGUAGCCACCUGUGGUCCGUCAAACCCAUCCCUUCACCUCCGUCGAUCUCGCCUACUUGCAGUCCUCCAUUCCGCCCAGUCACCAACUUCGCCCAUGUCACUAUCUGACUUCAUUCAAGAUUACCCGGACAGGAGACUGAGUGUAGUCGACCCCGUCACCGGCCGACUCAGCCUUCCUACUAGUAGUCGCAUGUCUACCGGUUCCGUUCCGCAGAAACGACCAAAUUCAACUCGCUCCAGCCUACCAGCUUCUCUCAGUUUGAGUGCACGUCAAUCGCGGGCUACCAUCGCCUCCAAGUCCGAUAGAAAUCGCGCCAGCGCAAACAGUAACAGAUAUAGGGACACGAGGCUCAUGGAGAUGGCCGAAAAUCAAUCGGAUGGGCUUGUCUCAAUGGCGAACUUGCGUUUUGGAGCGUUGAUGACGAGCAAGUGGCUCAGCUUUGGCCGUGUUCUCUUCAGCCCUGCUCACUUCGAGCUUAAGGAUCCCGCACAGGACCGUGUCCUCGUCAUUGACGGUCUCGGCAAGGACUGGUCUUACUACUGCGCUCUCACCUACCCAGAAGCAAGCGUCUAUAACCUGGGACCAGGCAUGUCAUCUUCAAACACCUCGGGCGCAUCCGAGCCAUGGUCCACACUUCGCAACCAUCAUCAUGUCUGUCAUGAAAAUUUGUCGGCACCGUUUCCGUAUCCCCGAGGCUUCUUCGGCUGUGUUGUGCUUAGGUUCCCGCCGGCGCUUCCCUCAGCAGUCCAUCGCUUCGUCAUCUCCGAGUGCAAACGGGUGCUGCGCCCUGGCGGACACCUAGAGUUCUCAGUUCUAGACUUGGAUCUCGUCAACAUGGGCAACCGUGCGCGGCGCGCUAUCCGCGGAUUGAAGGUGAAGAUGCAGGUAGCAGACGAGAAUGUGUCACUGCGAAAUAUCAGUGAUGAGAUCAUGGCCGCUCUGGGUCGCAAAGGCUUCGUCGGAUGCAACAGGUGCUUUGUCGGUGUACCUGUUGCAGGCAGACUGCCCAACCCAGAUGAUGGCGAAAGUUCCGAUGGCAAAAAGCGAAAGGGCAGUACCGCCAGUUCUCUGGAUAAGCCCAAGGGCACCCCGAGGCAGGCCAAGGCACCUAAACCCGAAGUCUCCUUCUCCGACCUCCUCAACAAACAUUCCUCCACGGGCUCUACCGACGAUGGCAUCGCGGAUAUGGUCGCUCGAGUAGGCCGCUGGUGGUAUUCACGCUGCUACGAGUCGCUCGUGCUCCCAGAAGCAAGUGAGCCGAAUGCUGCAGCUGCUGGAAAUCUUCUCGAGAACAGCAUAUGGAGAGACGAGGCGCUUAUCAACGAGUGCGAAAAGCGCGGAACCACUUUCAGGCUUCUUAUCGGAUAUGCGCAGAAGCCGGAGGUCGGUGUUCGCCGGACUGUGAGCGUGUGA
Molecule: messenger RNA, 4755 nt
Organism: Westerdykella ornata
Lineage: Eukaryota; Fungi; Ascomycota; Dothideomycetes; Pleosporales; Sporormiaceae
Exons: 1
Coding region: 1-4755 (1584 amino acids)
Source: RefSeq, a predicted model, not a curated record